Lachnellula hyalina is the source of this 1692-nucleotide messenger RNA. Its product is annotated as putative quinate permease. Gene Ontology annotation, biological process: carbohydrate transport; transmembrane transport. The transcript is spliced from 5 exons. Gene Ontology annotation, cellular component: membrane. Gene Ontology annotation, molecular function: carbohydrate:proton symporter activity. Lineage: Eukaryota; Fungi; Ascomycota; Leotiomycetes; Helotiales; Lachnaceae. The record is from RefSeq and is a predicted model, not a curated record. The coding region runs from base 1 to 1692 and encodes 563 amino acids.
AUGGCAGGUGGAGGACAGCCCGUUGGGCCUGGCAUGUUCAAGGCUGCCCUAGCCGACACACCUAAAGAAGCCUUCAAUUGGCGACUUAUGAUCAGCGUUAUUUGCUUUGGACUCAUGGGCGCUGCUAGAGGUUUAGAUGAAGGUCUUAUCGGCACUACAGUUACGCAGAAGAGCUUCAUUAGCGAAUACAAUUUAAAAGUAACAAAGACUUUUACCAAGGCCGAGCUCGCCCAAAAGACUGGAAAUAUUACGGCCAUGGUACAGAUUGGCAGUGUUGGUGGGGCUCUCAUUGCCUUCAUAUUCUGUGACAAGAUUGGCCGUAUUUGGGCUACUCGUCAACUCUGUGCAAUCUGGAUAGUUGGCGUUAUCGUUUACAUCACGGCUGCAGGCAAUUACGGACAAGUUCUCGCUGGAAGAUUCGUCAUGGGUCUUGGAAUUGGCCAAACGACUGUCGUCGCUCCAGCAUACCUCGCUGAGAUUGCUCCUCGCAGUAUCCGUGGUCUUUGCAUCUGUAUUUUCAGUGGUUCGGUCUACUUAGGAAUCAUGCUGGGAUAUUUUGCCAAUUGGGGAACCUCAAUUCACAUUGCCAACAACACUUCGAAGCAAUGGAUUGAUGCAACAAUCUUGCACCUUGUUUUUGCUGGUAUUAUCUUGUUUUUGACCUGUUUCAGUCUUGAAUCUCCUCGAUGGCUUGUCAGCGUUGGAAAGGAUGAACAAGCGACUACCAACAUGUGCAAGCUUCGACAGCUAUCACCCGAUCAUCCAUAUGUGCGCAGUGAAAUGAUCGAUAUCCAUGAUCAAAUCAACCGGGAGAGAGAAGCAACUCUCGGUUCCGGAUUCUUCGGUCCGCUGAAGGAACUCUUCGUUCUCCCAAGGAACAGAUACGCGAUUCUUCUCGGGCUGGCUUGUCAGCUUAUGGGACAAUGGUCCGGAGCACAAUCAAUCACCAUCUACGCCCCCCAAUUCUUUGCUCUAUUAGGCACGACUGGCAGCUCCGAGAAACUCUUUGCUACAGCUAUCUUCGGUGUGGUGAAGUUCGUCUCCGCGCUUAUCUGUGCCUUCUUCCUCGUUGAUUUCCUCGGCCGAAAGCGAUCCCUCACAAUAGGCAUCAUCAUCCAGUUUAUUUCUAUGCUCUACAUCGCCAUUUACCUGACAGCCGUACCUUCAAUCUCGACAGGCCAGGUACAAAGCACAAUAGCAAAACAUGCCGGCACAGGAGCGAUUGUCUUCAUCUAUUUCUCUGGAGUUGGAUGGGCUCUUGGAUGGAACAGUAUCCAAUACCUUAUUGGCGCAGAGAUCUUCCCCCUACGUGUCAGAUCCCUCGGCACAUCCAUGAUCAUGUGCUUCCACUUUGUGAAUCAAUAUGGAAACUCGAAAGCUGUCCCACUGAUGCUUAUUGAUGGAUCACCAGGCCUCUCGCCUAAGGGCACAUUCUGGCUCUUUGUCGCAGUCACGGCUCUGGGAUUGGGCUUUGUCUGGUUUUUCCUUCCCGAGACUGCGGGCAAGUCGCUUGAGGGGAUGGAUGAGAUGUUUAGCUUGCCAUGGCACAUUAUUGGACGCAAGGGUGCAGAGUUGACUGCUGGAAAAGGCAGCGUUGCUGAGGCUAUUGCAAUUGGUGAUCACGAGAAGGCUGAUAUUAUGGCGCGUGAAGAACAGGUUGAGGAUGCGGAAGAAAGGCCUGCUCAUGUAUAG